UCGAACUGUCAACAGUGUCAAACACCUAUUUCAAAUACUGUGGUUGAAAAUGAACACGUCGAAACUGUUCACCACCCUCAAAAGACACUUCUGUAACGUAACCCUACAAGAACUCGCAGUCCAGACCUUCUGCGACAUCCAGGUAAACGUACCCUUCAAAGUUAACGUAAAACCCCUUGAUGUACACGAGCACCACAAUUGCGACCGCUUGAAAAUCGAGCUACUUGGGAUUAAAAGCGGCCGUGAUACCCUCAAACACAUACAAGAUGGUAACAACAUUAAGAUUUUUUCGUCGACGGAGGACUACGAUGAAAAUAUCACGUGCAAUAUUCAAGCCCCGGUCAAAGCUAAUUUAAAUGUGCAGGCACAUGGGGACGUUUGUGCUGGGGCAUUCGGCGGCUCGAAAUUGGUUCUACAAUCGCGCAAAGGCAACAUUUUCGUUAAUAAGUUUCAAGGUGAUUUGUUUAGCGUGACUACUCAGAAUGGCGAUAUUGUGUUGAAGGGGGCUGUCGUGGCGACUGAUAUUAAAGUGGUAGCUGAUAUAGGGAAUAUUAAAGCUAAAAGACUGCAGGGGUUGGACGCUCUGGUGAAAACUAACGAAGGAAAUAUCACCGUGGAAUCAUCCUACUGUGAUAAAGGGGUCUUUGAGGGGCGCAACGGCGAUUUUAAUUUACACAAUAUACACAAAAAUAGCGACGUGUGUGUUAAAAAUGGAAACCUGAAUCUAACUGGUUUGGAUGGCCACAUUAACGCACAAUUGGAGAACGUUAAUGCAGACAUUCAAAUUUCUCGAAUUUUGGAAAAUUCGAAAAUCACUGCAAACAACGGCGAUGUCAAGCUUCAGCUAUCUGAUCACUGCCAAGACAACACAAUGUUUGAAAUAAAGACAGACAAUCACGUUUUAGACCCCAGUAUUAGGUUAAUUCCUAGUAAAAAUGAUAAAACUUUGUUUUUAAUGCCUCACACUGAACAGUACAAACACCUUCUAGUUGAAUCUAAUAACGGAAAAGUUUCCAUUCAUAGUGCGUCGUGGGCAAACAUGUUAAAACUGAAAUUCAACCAAAACAAAGAUUAAAACAUUAAAUAAAUUUAUUUGUUUCUUCUUGA
Messenger RNA from Zophobas morio, 1107 nucleotides. RefSeq lists its product as uncharacterized. Lineage: Eukaryota; Metazoa; Arthropoda; Insecta; Coleoptera; Tenebrionidae. The transcript has 5 exons. Bases 50 to 1075 code for a protein of 341 amino acids. The record is from RefSeq and is a predicted model, not a curated record.